Molecule: messenger RNA, 423 nt
Organism: Ostreobium quekettii
Lineage: Eukaryota; Viridiplantae; Chlorophyta; Ulvophyceae; Bryopsidales; Ostreobiaceae
Source: the annotation of a GenBank genome assembly
AUGGCAGGAAGUCGGAGGUUCCAGGCGAAGGGCAAGAGGGUGUAUGUUGGAGACCACAAGAAGAGCGGCGGCAGCUACGUUCUGGUCAAAAAGCUUCCAGCCCGGCAGCAGUUCACUGGUGGAGCACAAGCACAGCAUGUGCAGCCCGUGUACCAGCAACAGCCACCGCAGCACUACCAACCUGGCUACCGGCCUUACAAGGGACAUCCAGCUGGGCAGCAGUUCCAGCAGAGAUCCUACCGUGAGGCUGGACUGUACCAACCACCUGCAAUCAGAUCGCAGCCGUCACGUCCAUAUCGUCGCUCUCAAGCACAGCAGCAGCGACCAGAAUCUUUUGGUUGGGGAAACUCUAAUCCGAAGGGAAGGGGAUAUGGUGGACAAAGAGGAUCGUCAAACUACAACCAGCACUUUCUGUGGCGCUGA